AUGGAACUCUUGCAUGUUUCAAUUCAAGCUAUAGUUAAAGACGUAAAGGAAGAGAUGUCGUUGGAGAUCGAUCCUUACUCAUUUGUUUCCCCUUCUGCUUAUGACACUGCUUGGUUGGCAAUGAUUAAUCCUGCUGCAGAUUCCAACCAGCCACUUUCAUCACCCAUGUUCAAGGCUUGCUUGGAUUGGGUGCUGAAUAACCAGACAGAAGAAGGGUAUUGGGGGGAGUGUGACUCCCAUGGCAAUCCCACCAUCGAGUCUCUGCCUGCUACUUUGGCUUGUGUAAUUGCACUCAAAAAGUGGAAUGUGGGGAAUAAAAAUAUAGAGCGAGGAUUGGACUUUGUUCAUGGAAACGCCGAGAAGCACCUUGGAGUAACUCACGACCACUUUCCCCGUUGGUUUACAAUUGUUUUCCCUGGGAUGAUUGAACUUGCGCUUAAAGCUGGGCUAGAGCUUGCCUUCCCUUCCCAGUUAAACGAACUGUUGUCAGACAUAUUCCACCAACGGCAAAGGAUCCUUGAAACCGAGGAACUUGUUGACAGUCAAUAUCCUCCAUUGUUAUCAUAUAUUGAAGCGCUGCCUUCGUCGUAUGAUAUCAGCGGAGAAGACAUAACCAUGAACUUGAGUGGUGAUGGCUCACUGUUCCAAUCUCCCGCUGCCACUGCGCGGGCUUUCAUGGCUACUGGAAAAGAAGAGUGCUUAGGUUAUCUGGAAUCUCUUGUUCGAAGAUGUGCUGAUGGAGUUCCACCAACUUAUCCCAUGGAUGAAGAGCUAAUAAAGCUUUGUGUGGUCAAUCAACUACAAAGAUUGGGGUUAGCUGACCAUUUCACACAUGAGAUUGAAGCCAAUUUGGCCCAGCUUUACCGGAAUUACAACAGCCAAGAGUCGCAGGCAAAACCAAGCAGCAAUCCAGUUAGUGCAAUCCAGCUGCACAAAGACUCUUUAGCGUUUCGGCUCCUUCGCAUGCAUGGUUAUAGCGUAUCACCUUGGCAGUUCUUUUGGUUCUUGAAAAAUCAAGAAGUUCGAGCUCGUAUUGAAAAAGAUUAUGAAUACUUUUCAAGCGCAAUGCUCAACGUUUACAGAGCAACAGAUUUUAUGUUUCCAGGAGAGUAUGAACUCGAGGAGGCCAGAUCAUUUUCUCGGAAAGUGAUAGAGAAAGUAUUAUCCAAGGGGACUAGAGACAAUAAGGACAACUUUAGAUCUAUCAACCUUGAGAAAAUGAUGGAGCAUGAGCUGAGACAUCCUUGGAUCGCUCGACUGGAUCAUUUGGAACAUAGAACCUGGAUUGAAGAUAGAAACAGCAACAUUUUGUGGGUAGGCAAGGCCUUCUUGCACAGGUUGUCACCCCUUUUAACUGAGAAGCUAAUGCAACUUGCAGUGGCAGAUUAUGAGUUUCGGCAGUUUAUAUACAGGAAUGAGUUGGAGGAAGUGAAAAGGUGGUCAAAGAGCAGGGGUCUCAGCGAUAUGGGAUUUGGUCGAGAGAAAACUACAUAUUGUUACUUUGCCAUUGCCUCCAGCAUUCCACUACCAUAUGACUCUGAUAUACGGGUGAUGAUUGCAAAAAGUGCAAUUGUGGUAACAGUUGCUGAUGAUUUUUAUGAUAUGGAAGGUUCUUUAGAUGAGUUGAAUAGCCUCACUGAUGCAAUCGGAAGAUGGGACGCUAGUGAAUUGACUGGCCAUAGUAAGACUAUCUUUGAUGCCCUUGAUGAUCUCGUUAGAGAAAUUGUAGCAAAAGUUCUCCAACACCAGGGAACUGAUAUAACAAUUUUUCUGCAGCAGAUAUGGUAUGAAACAUUUGCUUCAUGGCUUGUGGAAGCAAAGUGGAGCAGGGGAGGAUUUCUUCCAUCAAUUGAUGAAUACCUUAGAACUGGAAUGAUAUCCAUUGCUGCACAUACCAUAAUUCUUCCUGCUUCAUUUCUAUCGAACCCAAGCUUAAUAGAUUGCAAAGUCAGGCCAGGUGAAUAUGAGGCUGUUACCAAAUUGCUGAUGCUUAUACCCCGUUUAUUGAAUGACAUACAGAGCUAUCAGAAGGAACAAGAAGAGGGGAAAAUGAACUGUGUAUUACUCUAUUUGAAAGAAAAUCCGGGAGCAGACAUUGAAGAUUCAACAGCCUAUGUUCGAGAAAUACUUGACAAGAAGUGGGGAGAGUUGCUCCAGCAUGUUCUGAUGGAUGGAUUCGGAGAUUUGCCCAAACCAUGCAAGCUUCUCCAUUUAUCAUGCGUGAAAGUGUUUCAGAUGUUCUUCCACUCCCGCAACAGAUUUGAUUCCAACACGGAGAUGCGUCAGGACAUCCAAAAGGCAAUCUACGUCCCUCUAAAUGUUGGAACCUCAAAACCGUUGAUACCUCCUCAGAAGGAAGAUCAAGCAAUCAACUCCCUCUCUGGUCAGCCUUCCAAAUAUGAAAUAUCACAGAUCGAGCAAGCUAGUUCUUGAUUUGCCUACUGUCUGAGGCAUGUUUAAAUUAUAGUAAUAUGUUUGUGCUACCGAGUUUUACCGUGUCUUUCUCUUUGUGCAGCUCAUGAAUAAGCCUCUGCUGCAUUCUGAGCAGCUAUUCAGGAGUUGUGAUAUCUUUUCCUGAUAGCUAGCUAGGCAGCAUUCCUGAAUAAGAGCAAGUGAAAGCCUGAAAUAUUAAAAACUAGA
Molecule: messenger RNA, 2640 nt
Organism: Theobroma cacao (cacao)
Lineage: Eukaryota; Viridiplantae; Streptophyta; Magnoliopsida; Malvales; Malvaceae
Product: (E,E)-geranyllinalool synthase-like
Biological process (GO): diterpenoid biosynthetic process
Molecular function (GO): terpene synthase activity; magnesium ion binding
Source: RefSeq, a predicted model, not a curated record